AGCGGACUGAUUAGCGACACUUAAUGGGAGUCGGCGUUGCGUCGAGGUCGGGUCAACCGCAGCCGCCUUUCAUAUCGACGCUCUCCGAACGAAACAAUCGUAUCUACGCAGCUUUUCCCGUUUCCAGCAUUAUCGCAAAUUGCUACGCAAAUAAGGACGAGGCCGCGGACGGAGCGAGGAGAAACGAGGCAGUAGUUUCCCGAGCGAGAUCCCGAGACGUCUCUCUGGACCAGGACCGGCGGGCUCGCGGGGUGAUGCUAGCGGCACGCUGCGGGGGCUGAGGUGGCUGUUACCGAGGCUGAAGAAGUGGCGAAGUUGCUGAAAAUCGGCGCCGGGAGCGGAAGAUCCGGGCAGCGGUAGUGGUGGCGGAACGGCAGGGGUACUAUGGGAGCGGGGGAAUGGGGGGCGGAGGAGGGCUACAAGCCACGGACCUCCGGCGAAGGCUCGAGUCCCGGUGUUCAGGAAGCACUCUUCCCCAGAGCCCUCGUUCCUUAAGGCACGAUGGUUCCUCGGAAACGGAUGGAGGCCACCGCGACCACGAGGAAAGGGUUGGCCUGCAAGCGACCCUUGCUUCCGGUCAACCGACUUGUACAGGUUCUUCCCGGCCGUGCAGGCGUCAGGAGGACGAAGAGAAUGGCCACGAGAAACGUGUGAGAAGGUCGAAGGGCGGGGGCGGCCUGCUCGGCACCCUCUACGGAAAGCUGAGGAGGAUCUCCGUCGGAGGAUUCCUCGGCAACGAAACCGAAGAGGAUGAGACUGGCAAGAGGCAUCGGUUCCGGUGGUGUCGCAGGGACUUCCGGUGGAUCGCGGAUGUGGCGACGAGGACCCUGCUCCUCGGUAUCGUGCUCUUCGUCACGCCAGGUCUCUGCCACCAGGACGCGGUGCACAUCACGGCACUCCGGGGGGAGAGCGUUGUCUUCAACUGUCACGUAGAGUUCCCCGGUGAGCACCCAGUGCCCUACGUUCUCCAAUGGGAGAAGAAGGGGCAGGAGAUACCGAUAUACAUAUGGUACGAGUCGUAUCCGACCCACAGUGGCGAGGGUUACGAAGGUCGAGUCUCGAGGGUGAACCCGAAUUCACCGUACGGCGUGGCGUCGCUCAACCUGACCGACAUCCGCGAGAGCGAUCAAGGAUGGUACGAGUGCAAGGUCGUCUUCCUCAACAGGUCGCCCAACAGCCACAAGAAUGGUACCUGGUUCCACCUGGACGUUCACGUGCCGCCGAAAUUUAGCAUCACGCCGGAGGACAUGAUCUACGUGAACGUGGGGGACGCGAUAAUACUGAACUGCCAGGCGGAGGGCACGCCGACGCCGGAAAUGGUCUGGUACAAGGGCGAGAACGCGGUGCAGCUGUCGAAGUUCAUCGGGAUAUUCAACGACGGCACCGAGCUCAGGAUCUCGGAGAUCAAGACCGAGGACAUCGGGGAUUACACGUGCAUCGCGCACAACGGCGAGGGCCAGAUCAGCCACACGGCCCGCGUCAUUAUCGCAGGUGGAGCAGUGAUCACCAUUCCCCCGACGAACCAGACGAAGCUGGAGGGCGAGAAGGUGCAGUUCUCCUGCGAGGCGAAGGCUCUACCUGGGAACGUGACAGUGCGCUGGUUCCGAGAGGGUGCGCCGGUCAGGGAGGUCUCGGCGUUGGACACGAGGGUGUCGAUCAAGGCCGACGGGAGCCUCGUGAUCAACCCUGUAAGCGCUGACGAUUCCGGCCAAUAUCUCUGCGAAGUGACCAACGGCAUCGGCGAUCCGCAGAGCGCCAGCGCUUAUCUCAACGUGGAAUAUCCAGCUAAGGUGACGUUCACACCCACGGUCCAGUACCUGCCAUUCCGUCUCGCGGGGGUGGUGCAGUGUUACAUAAAAGCGAACCCGCCGCUGCAGUACGUGACGUGGACGAAGGACAAGCGGCUGCUGGAGCCGUACCAAACGAAGGACAUCGUGGUGAUGAACAACGGCUCGCUGCUGUUCACCAGGGUGAACGAGAACCAUCAGGGCAGAUACACCUGCACGCCUUAUAACGCGCAAGGCACGCAGGGCAGCUCCGGUCCCAUGGAGGUUCUGGUGCGAAACCCUCCGGUGUUCACCCUCGAGCCGGAACCGAUUUAUCAGAAGAAGGUCGGCGAGAUGGUCGAGAUGCACUGCGACGCUCAGGAGGCGGAGGGCACGCAGAAACCUUCGAUCCAGUGGCACAGGAGAGACGGCGCGUCCAUCGAAAGCAAUCGGGCCAAGUUCGUCGGCGGUAAUUUGACGAUCGAGAGCCUACGACGAUCGGACUUUGGGUUCUACCAAUGCAUCGCGUCCAAUGAAGUGGCCACCAUUUCGGCUUCCACGCAGCUGAUCGUCGAGGGGACCCAACCCCACGCGCCUUACAACGUUUCUGGGACUGCGACCGAGUUCUCCGUCACGUUGACGUGGCUUGCGGGCUACUCCGGAGGACCUGACUACAAGCAGGACUACACCAUUUGGUACAGAGAAUCGGGUACGUCGGAUUGGGAGACGAUCCCGGUGACACCCUCGGGCAGCACAACGGUGACGAUCAACAGACUGAUACCAGGCACGCUGUACGAGUUCCAGGUGAUCGGGAAGAACGCCCUGGGCGAUGGGAUGCUGAGCAAAGUGAUUACCAUCAGGACACUUGACAUCUUAGAUUAUAAUACCCUUGUCCUACCGACCGAUUCAACAGGCAACCCUGUCUACCCGCCGAUCAUGCGCCCCAAAGGACCAAAGCCAGGUCCUCCGAAGAAUCUCACGGUGACAGAGAUCAGUAAUGGUUUCCUGAUAACCUGGCAAGCACCCGUGGAACGGAACCACCUAAUUCAGUACUAUACCAUUAAGUACAAGACGGACGGACCCUGGAAAACGCUCAACAAGGGACAAAUCCGACCCGAGGAAACCAGCUAUUUGGUGAAGAAUCUGGUCGGUGGUAGGACCUAUUAUUUCCAAGUGUUCGCGAAUUCGGCGACGAACUACGGCGCGAGCGAGCAGGUGAAAUUUCCUGUGCCGGCACGCGUCAAGCACAAGGCGAUCACCGCGGGCGUGGUCGGUGGUAUAUUAUUCUUCAUCGUCGCGAUCAUCCUGAGUAUAUGCGCGGUGAAGAUAUGCAAUAAGCGGAAGAGACGAAAACAGGAGAAAGAACUGCUUUCAGCGUAUAGUAUGGUGUCUUGCCGGGUGACCGACGCCAGGAACGGCGCAGGGCAGGGGCCCCAGGGAACAGUGCCUUUGAAAAAACCUAGAAAAAGCCGAGUACCAGGUCUAAACCUGCUGCGCGAGAUCCUGACCCCGGACACGCCGGACUCGUGCCGCGGUCGUCCGUUGGGCAAGAUCUCACGCGCGGCGGACGGCCGGUUCGUGGUCGCCGACUCGGUGCUGAGCUCGGCGAACAACAGCAUCCUGGACGCGUCCAGCAGCGACGACGGCGGUUUCCUGCCUAAGCAACGCCUGAAGUCGUCGUGGCGUCGGCCGCUGGUCGGCACGAGCCAGCUGAGCCUGCGAUCGGACGGCAGCGGGGUGUCCGUGAACGGAGGGGGUCUGCAAUCGAUGAUGCACCACCAUCUGCACCACCACCAUCACCACGGGACGGUGAACUCUCUGGCGAGGAUCGCGCCGGCGAUCUGCACGAUCUCGUCGCCGAGGUUUCUCGCGAGCUCGCCGAGCGGUCCGCAGGUCCCGUGGACGCCGCUGUACUUCAGCGACCUGAGCUCUGUGAGACAGCCGUCGUCGGUCGAGCGGUCGUUCCCGACGCCGCCGGACUAUCUGCAGCUGCGGUCGAUGCACCAACGGUACAGCCAGGAGCUGCCCUCGCUGAAGGCCAUCCACGCGGAGUCCAGGAGGUUCGUGCCGGUACAGCCUUUGGCCACCUCGUCGCCGCCGCAGCCGGCGGGCAGGCCGAGGGCCAGGCUGCCGCCUAGACACGCGAGGCACGCGAGGUCCGCUCCCGAGCUGGCCGCGUCCCCGGACCUGGAGACAUCGCCCGAAAGCAGGUCCAGCAGCUCCGGUUUCGGCAGCAAGAACACAUCGCAGCAGAACCAGAGCUCCAGGAGCGGAAGCACCGUCGCCGAAUGGAGACCGCCGCCUUACAGGCCGCCCCCGCCGCCUUUGGUGGGCCGCUGGCUCGAGCUGCAGGACCAGGCGAAGCUCGUCGGGCACACGCACAUACAGAACGCCGUCGACGCCGGCAGCGUCGACGGACACUACGAGUUCGACCCGGUGUCCUGCACGCCGACGCCGACCUCCGCCUCCACGCCGACCAGGGAGGAGAGGCCGCCCGUUCAUCAGAUACACGCGAUACACGUGCCGCAUAUCCAUCAGGUGCACACCGUGCACCAUCAGCCAGCCAGGUACACCAGGGACAACAUCGAGGCCAGGGUGCAGGCGAUGAAGGCCGAGUUCCAUCAGUUCAGGCAACGACAGGCCAGGAGGAGGCAGAGCGCGCAUCUGGAGAGCGCCUGUUGACCAAACUCUGUUCCCGAGGCACAUUCGGACCCCACCCAACACUGGGCCAGUCUUUCUCGCGAUCGGGUCUGCUCGGGCGAAUCUGUGAUCCCCAAGCGACGACGAUGAUGAAAGCGAUGCGUCGUCGCUUCGCCCGUCGGAACGCGGACACCUGGGAGAGCUGGCUCGUCGAGGAGACACCGACGACCGUUCUAGCACAACGAGGAUCGUCAGAUCCAUGUCAAUUCCACUGCAACCAUCUAUCUCUGCCCUGUUGCAAACCGGAGAAUUGUUCCGUCGUCGACGUGUAGCAGACGACGCGGCGGGGUGAAAUAGAGACUCGGAGGAUCCGAGAGGAGAUUAGACUCGAUAGGAUCCGAGAGAGAGAGAGGACUCGAGAGGGUCGUCACGUGGACCCGCGACCACCGACCAUUGCCGACGCUAUGUUCCAGGAUCGGGAUAACGAGAGACGGAUGAUAUCGAACGGGAUUUCAGUUCGAUGGGAAACUUGUGGCGAGAGAAGAGUGCGAGAGGUAGACGAGCGCCGCGACACGAUCGCGAUUCAUACACACUGUACGCGCCGUGCUCCGUGAUAUAUAACCCUUUCGAUGUCGAGAGGGGGAACGACACUUAAGAUUUAAAUAAUCGUACGCAUUUAAGUGACGAUCGUUUACGAUACGAGAACGCGCGAGCAGCGGCUGAUUGAUAAGAAGUCGAAUGCAUCGUUGCAGUUGUAACAGUACGCGCGCACACACGUAAACACACACAUAUACACACACGCAAGAACAUAGACAUGCAGAUUGAUAGAGAAAAGAGUGUGAGAUUAUGGAAAUUCAGGCUGCGCGAGCUCGAUCUGAAACGCUGUAAAACGCUGCCCGAAACCCGCGCAGAUCCUCGCUUCGACGAAGAGCUCGAUCUUUCAUGCGCGUCGCUUCGAGAGCUGAUUUCUAGAGAAUUAGGGCAACCAGAGGAGAAAGCUAGCUAUUGUAUUAGAGUCACAGGUUAAAUUGAGAAAAGGGGAGCUUUUCGAAGCAGAACGAAUCCAAGACGGUAACUCUCUGCUUUAAACGUCGGCUGGCGGACGUCGGGUCCAUUUCGACCCGGGGUUUCGAUGAUAUAGGUGAAAAUUUUGCGGCAGACAGAUUUGUAAUCAACUGUUGAUAUAUCGAAUCGAAUGGAAGGAUCGACUUUCGGUCUCGAUGAGGUUUUAGGUUUAAAAAUAGGCGAAUGAAUAUUGAUCGCGAAAUUAUGGACCCGCUCGAAAAUGUCCGCCAGUCGAGGAUUAAAUGUCGGUCGCUGUGUCAUCGGAAGCACGCUAAUUGCAACAUGGUGUCGUAUUAUGUUCGGUGCACAGGAAGAGAGAAUUCUUUCUCGCGGAGAGGACGAUGCGUUUGGUUUCGUGCAGCGUUUCAACGCUGUCGCGCGCGCGCGGACGCAAUGAUGAAGCAUCGUACAUGAAGACAUACAUACAUACAUACAUACAUACGUACAUUCAUACAUGCAUAUAUACAUACAUACAUUCAUAUAUACAUACAUACAUACAUGCAUACAUACAUUCGUACACAUACAGGGAGACAGGUACACACGUUCGAUAGACGCCGAGGAGAACACAGCGGAGAAAAACUACCAGAAGUAAAUAAGUAAUUAUAUCGAUGAGCUCGAUGGACUCGUGAAACGUGAUAUUAGGCCGAAGCUUGCCUCGAGAUUGCUUAAGGACUCACUCGUACUGCACUGCCUGUUUAGGGUUUCGCUAGCGACCCAACAUAUUAUCGGCACAAUAAUUUUUCUUAAGCAACGUAAAACCGAGAAAAUUGAAAAAAAGAUAAGGGGAAACCAAGUAACAAGCAAACGGAGGAAAAAAAAGGAUAAAAUAAACUAAAAUAUAAAUAAAAUACAAGUAAUGUAAAGAGAAACGAAGAGAGGAGUAGGAGAAGAAGAAGAAGAAGAAAAAGGAGAAGAAGAAAGAUGAGGAUGAGGAGGAAUAUAAAGAGAAAUGAAUCGUAUUCAGGCGAGCGCGCGCGCGCGUUUUCCCGCUCGGCGUACACGCGCGUGCACGCCUUCCCGCGACAUCUCGAUAAGAAGAAGAAGAGAGAAAAAACGAAAAAAAAGAGAACACACCGCUCGCCGUCUUUUUCUGCGCGUGGAUCGCGUGAUAAUUAUGUAAUUAUCGGGCCUCUUUCGCUCGCAAUACCAACGCAAAACGAUUUCGGGCAUCGCGCACCCGCGGCUACCGAGAGACACUUACAUACCAAGAGAACAAAAAAAAACGAGAUAAAACGUUACACACGCAUAUAUUAUAUAUAUAUAUAUAAAUAUACACACACACAUCCUCGAGAAGAACUGCCAACAUAAUCGACGAGAGGGAGGAGGAAAACACGUCGAUCCGUCGUCAUGAUCGUCGCCGUCGCCGCCGCCGUCGUCGUCGUCGUCGUCGUCCGAUCGUCGCGACGGAGAUCGAACUCGCGGGGAGCUGAAGAGGCCCUAAUUCUUCGAGAGACACGCGACGGCAGUUUUCGGCGAUCCCGCGAAAUCGAUUCGGCCGCCGCACUUGGACGCGGUUGGUCGAUUAAAACGCGUCGUCCUCGAGCAAGACAGAACGCGGCUGUCUCGGACAUUCGGGCGAAAACGUUCGCCAAAAUUUAGACAAAUUCAGGGCAGACACCAGGCUGAUGCACCGACCGCGAUCGUUGCGCGUCGACGACGAGUAGGCUGCGGAUUUCGACAAAGAUGCGCGCUCGCGACGAAGACGACCGUGUCAAAGAAAUUCUGACGCGGUAAAAACGUCGAACACAUUGUAAAGUAUCGGUUAAUAUUUGUUCCCGAAAUCACAAAAACACCCGAGCGGCUCCAGCUUCUCGCGAGAAGCAUUCAUUUCGCGCGGAAAUCCGCGGUCUCGAAGAAUCGAAGGAAAUUCCGAAUCGCUGAACGAAACGAUUCACCCGCGACAUUUUUAUUUCGCGCGAAGCUCCGCCAACGGCGUCGCUAAGAAAACCGUUGAAUCGGCCCGUCCGCGAGAGAAAUCGUAACGCGAGGAAUCAUCGUUCGAGGAAACUUCUGUGAAAGCAAAGACCGCGCAUGUUUCAGCGAAUCGCGUUCGCGCGGUCGGUGCAUGUGACCGGUGCAUACACCGAGGCUCUCGGUGCCGGUAUAUCGAUCCCCUGUUAUCGAUUGACCCCGAAUUAUUGUAGGUCGAAGCCCGUGGCCGGGCCCGAGAGCGUGUCGAUGGUGAAACACGGGCUAAAUUCCGCGACCGCGGACGGAACGAGAACGCGACCUAAGCCGAGGGGACACACGUCGGGGACCGGUCCCGUCCCCGCUUUGUAAAAAGAGAGACAAAUGGUUCCCGAAUUCGCGGGAGAGCACCCACACACACACACACACACACACACACACAUACACACACGAACACGCAUAUACCACCCACCUCCCCGAUAUCCAGUUUCCUGCGUUCGGACGAUCGACGGGGAGACAAAACGACGAUCGAACGCUCUCGAUCCGCGGCCACGCGCGCAGCUCCCGGAUCGUCGAGUUGCCCUCUGCGUGUCUCCGCAAGCAAGUUUCACUUUGUUUUUAUAGUACAAACACUUAUUUAUAUACGUACGUAAUUAUACAUACUUAUAUUAUAUAAAGUAUUAGCAAGGGCCCUACUCACGAUUCAACUAUAACGAGAAAGAAGGAAGAAAGAAAGAAAGAAAGCGAGAGAGAGAAAGAGAGAAAGAGGAGGCCGAAAAUCCGGGCGGACACGCUCUCUCGGCUAUGUAGAAUCGUUCCGCUCGUUCCGAGACGGUAGAGAGGGAGCGAGCGUGUUGUCUUGCGGUGCGUGGGUGUGAUACAGACGAGAGAAGGACGAGAGGGGGAGAGAGAGAGAGAGAGAGAGAGAAAGAAAUACCGGGUUACGCGAACGAGAGGCGAAGCGAGGAAGAAUGCACGCGCGUGUCACCGAUAGGUAACACGGUUUUUCAAUCGUCGUUCGUUCGAGAGAAAGAGAGAGAAAGAAAGAGAGAAAGAGAAAGAAUGCGAGAGAAUGCGAGCGAGAGAGAAAAAGAGAGAGAGAGAAUGAAACAGAGAGAAUGCAAGUGCGCGAGAGUGAGAAUGAGAGGAACGCGGAGGUCCCAGGAGGAUGCUAGAGAAACAAAAGGGGUGACGCGAAAGAGUACCAAUAUUCUAAAGUAAUUCUAAUGGUUGACUUAAUAAUUUGAUAAUUAAUUGAUAUUGUAAAUCGUAAACGACCGUAGCGUGUAGCGUAUUAAUCAACGAGAACGACGAACGCGGCGACGAUUAAUUCUAUUUACAUUAAUUACAUGUAUUGCCCGGGAUUUCGAGAGGAACGAAGUCAGAGCGAGAGCGAGCGAGAGAAAGAAAUCAAGCAAGCAAGCAAGAAAGAGAGAGAGAGAGAGAGAGAGAGAGCGAUUCGUGAGAGGAAAAGGAGAGCGAGGGGCCGGCGCGCGAUCGUGCCGCGCAGAAUAAUCGUGUUUCGAUCGGUCGUCGCCGAUUGUAUCAUAGCAAGAAUCGCGUUAGAGACACGCCUCGAUCUUCAUACAUACAUAUAUUACAUAUAUAUAUAUACAUACACGUAUGAAUGUAUAUAUAUAUAUAUAUAUACAUAUAUAAAAGCGUGCACGAUCUCCGCGAUAAACGUCGACGAGCAUAAUCGGAGUCCGAUCGAUCGCGUCGCGACUCCGCGAGAGCGUGGGGAACGAUCGAAGAACACUUUUGUACCGCGAUCGGGAUUAUACAAACGACGUUUCCCACCCGCGCGACGUCGACGAUCGGACGACGGACCGUCGCGCGAAUUUUUGGCCGUCGACGAAACAUUAUCGUAGCUCGAACUAAGGAAAGGAGGAGAAGACCGGGGAACGUCGAAACGAGCCGCCGACGCCGAUUUUUACCCGGGGGCCUCUUCUUUCGCCGGCCCCUCGGCGAGCUCGAGCAUCGAGACGAGGGACGCGGGGAAACCAACCAAUCGACAUAGGCAUAUAAGUAACGUGUAGAUAUAUCAUAGUUAGAUACAACGAUCUCAAGAGGACGCGCGGAGAGUGGACGAUCGCUCGGAUCGGCAUGGAUCGGAUGCGGGCGUAAUUCGAAAGUUUUUUCGAGAGUGCGUGUCUGUCUCUGUUCUGCGUUUGUGCGUGUAUGAAAAGAGCGAGAACGUGAGAGAGCGAGAGAGAGAGAGAGAAAGAUAUAAUUAGCGAGUAAAAUAUUAUAUAUGUGUAUACAGAAAUCGAAGGAUUCGAUCCGGAUCGAGAGAGCAAGAAAGAAAGCGAGAGAGAGAGAGAGAAAAAGAGAGAUUGGACAAUGGUUCCGCGCGAUCGCGUGUGUUUACGAAAUAAUAAUAUGGUUGAAUCGUGAAUUCGUUCGUGUAACGUUCGUCAUCAACAAUCAUUACCGAUAACUUCGUUUCACGUCGUCUAUUCCUUUCGUUCCGCAAAAGGCCUUUUUCUUCUACUCUCCCAGCCCUCCCCCAUCCCCAUGUCACCCACACCGGUUCCACUUUUCAUCUCCCCCAUCCCCCGCCUCUCUUUACUUCUGUCUACGAGUUUCUAUUUUUUUCAUUCGAGAUUUUCUCUCUAUUUCUAUUGUUAAUCUCGAAGGGUUCGAUCGUCACACGGCUUUCUGAUUUGCGUUCGCGACACACGGAUACAAACACACGCAUACAAUCACAUGUACACA
This is a messenger RNA of Megalopta genalis, 10097 nucleotides long. NCBI's taxonomy places the organism in Eukaryota, Metazoa, Arthropoda, Insecta, Hymenoptera, Halictidae. The record is from RefSeq and is a predicted model, not a curated record.